This is a messenger RNA of Psylliodes chrysocephalus, 921 nucleotides long. The record is from the annotation of a GenBank genome assembly. NCBI's taxonomy places the organism in Eukaryota, Metazoa, Arthropoda, Insecta, Coleoptera, Chrysomelidae.
AUGAACGAUGAAAAAAAUGAGCUGAAAAUCGCUUUCUGUAAAGGAACUAGAGGAGGAAGCACAAACAGUGACGUCGAAUCGGAAAUUGAUCCAUUUCAUACCAGUAGCUCAGCAGACUCGGAUUUUGAACCUUUAGACUUCGAGAUUGAAGAAAAUAAAAUGAAAACGAUCUCUGAUGGAGCCGAAGGGUCAAGUUUAGAUAAAUAUAAGUUAAGUAGAGACCAAGAACAACAAGAGGUUGAGAAGCAUGAUAGAACAAGGGCUAAUAAAGAAAAAAAGCAAGCUGAAAAUUUUGAAGGUAUGGAGAUUAAUAUUGACAAGUCGAAAUUUGGAGUUGACGGUGGAGGUGGAUUUUUGAAAGUGUGCUGCUCAGUGCUAACGCGAAAUUUGAAUGAAGAAGAAGUUGUCCCUGAGAAAAGGCAGAGAUAUACAGACGAUGUUUUAGCAAAUGAUUUAAAGGAUUCUGAUGUUAAAAGACUUUUUAUAUUGGUUAUUGGAAAAUGCACUCAAGAAAAUUACGAUAAUGUCGCCGCUCUAUGGAAUCUCUUACAAAUCAACAAUUUUGAUGGAACAAUAGCCACUGAUCUGAAAUUGGCAAACAUCCUUUCCGGUCUCAUGGCCCACUCAGCAUCGCAUCCAUGUACAUGGUGUGAUGUACACAAGACAAACCUUAAGGAUUGCGGAUCUUAUCGCACAAUAGGAAAUUGUCUGGCAAAUUAUGAGAACUGGACAGCGAAUGACGCAAUCUUCAAAAAUGCCAAGGAUUAUAAAAACUGUAUAAAACCCUCAAUACUUUCCACCGACGAUGACAAGAGAAUUAUUAACAUUAUCCCUCCACCUGAACUCCAUUUAAUGCUAGGAGUAGUAAAUACAAUAGUCGGAGUCAUGGCGAAAGAAUGCGAAGUUGACACCAAUAAGUGA